UAAAACCUCCGUGAACUUUGCAAGGGAAAUAUUGGCCCGAUUCGAUCUUUGAUGUACAAUUCUUGUAGCUGUGGUGUGUGCAAUUGCAUUUGGGAAUAGUUUACGUCAGUCAAGUUAAUUCAUUACAGCUUCGCGCAGUAGUUGUGUUGCAAUGAUUUCGUGCAGGCAUGGACUAGUGUCACUUAUCAGGUGUAAUCAUCCCAGAAUUCUGUGUAGUGGAGGUCAGCGUCAGAAGCAUACACUUCCAGAUCUGCCAUAUGAUUAUAAUGCUUUAGAACCCAUUAUUAGUGCUGAGAUUAUGAAGCUCCAUCACUCAAAACAUCAUGCUGCUUAUGUGAAUAACCUCAAUAUUGCAGAGGAAAAACUGAAGGAAGCACAAGCAAAGAAUUGUGUUAGCACUAUCAUCAGCCUGGCUCCUGCUCUCAAGUUUAAUGGUGGAGGCCACAUUAACCACACAAUCUUCUGGCAGAACCUGUCUCCUACUGGAGGAAGCCCAAGCAAUGAGUUGGAAGAAUCCAUUAAGAAAGAUUUUGGCUCGCUUGACAACUUGAAAGCACAACUGUCAGCAGUAUCUGUUGGAGUUCAAGGUUCUGGUUGGGGCUGGCUGGGCUACAACAAACAGACGAAGAGACUUCAGUUAGCAUCCUGUCCUAAUCAAGACCCUUUGGAAGCAACAACAGGUCUUGUGCCACUCUUUGGCAUUGAUGUUUGGGAACAUGCUUACUAUCUGCAGUAUAAGAAUGUUCGACCUGAUUAUGUGAAGGCAAUCUUUGAUAUUGUAAAUUGGAAGGAUGUUGCAGAGAGGUUUGCCAAAGCAAGAUCUGGAUAAAUUAGUUGUUAUGUCUGGGGUUACUGUUGGAUUUAUCCUAUGGAUAGUUAUGAAUUUUCUAGUAAACUUUAUGAUAAAGGAAAGUAAUCAGCAUGCAUUGCAUAAUGGAUGAAGAUGUUGUUCCUCUUGAUGUGUACCAAAUUAUGUGGAGUCAAAUAGUUAUGUAAUUUGCUGUGUAGGGUCAUAACUAUUGUAGCACUAAAUUUCAUUCCAAGUAAACUCAUGACUUCCUACAGCAUCAAUAUUUUCUUACCCCACCUGCUCAUUACAGCAAAAGUAUAAAAAAAUAAUCAUAUGUAACUUCUGGUUUAGUUUCUUGUACUUUUCUAUGUAAAAGUACUCUGUGUACCUACUGUAUGCUGUAUAUUGAUGAGGACUGUCAUUUAGUGUUAUUAGUUUGAUACAAUAUGAUAUUGAAAAUAUUUUGAUAUCAGUAUGAAAAAUUCAUGAUGGCUUAUUUGAUUUCUGUGUAUGUUACGUUCAGUGUGAUAUUUGUAAAUGAAAAUCUGAACUUGCUUGUUUGCAUUGUAACAGUUUAAGCUAUUCUUAUAUAAGCUUCAGUUUUUCUAACCUGACUUUUUAUCUGAUUUUCCUUGGCCAAUGAAAUAUUUUUAUAUUGAUAUCAAUAUGAAAAUCCUUAUCAGUUGAUAUCUCUGAAAUUAAGAAUCAUGUUAAUUCACUUUUGAAUAGCAUAUAAAAUAUAUAACAGUGAAGGUACCCCUGAACACCACACUAAAGAUAUAUAGGGGAUAUGGAUGAGAAAUCCUAUGAAAUCUCUUCAAGUUCUGAAGUAUAAAAAUACAUGAAACUUUACCCCCUUCCCACUUCACACAUUGAGUACAUACUUCUAGUCACAGGAGUAACUUCAUGCAAAGGAAGGAUGAAAUUGCUUGGGAUGAAAUCAUUUAUUAUUAUGUUAUGUUUUCAACAUUAUUAUGUAUAACUUUGUUAUGUUAGAUUGCAAAAACUGUUUUGUGAAGGCAGAACGUUGUAAAAUUAGCUUGUGGCUAAUGAAUAUUCAUUAUAUUGAAUAUAAUAAUGAUAUGCAUUGGUAUCUGCAGUCUAUACCCAGGUUGAUGUUCUGUCUUAACUCUCUUGAGCUGUAAAGAUGUAGUGUGAUGGAUUUGUAAAACUUUAUUUGCAGUUUCAAAGUACUGCAGUCAUUUCAAACAUUUAUGCAGCUUGAUAGUGCAUGUGCACAUUUACUUCUAAUGAAUGGAUCUUCAGUAGCAGCUGUGAAAUUUGAGCAUUUUUUUUGUCUACCUCAAAGUACUGAAUUAAAAAGAUUGUGUGAAAAUAUAUUUCUUACAGAAGAAGGAAACAAAUUAUGUAAAAAUAGUUUUGAUGUCUGUAUAAAGUAGUCAUAUUGCAAAUGGCAGCUGUGGUUUGCUGGGAAUAAAUUUGACACAUUUUUAGUUCAUUUAUUUAUUGUUCCUUGUAUAAAAUAAUUGUUGAUUGUGAUCUUGUGCAGUCUGCCCUAUUUUGCUGUGUGUGGAUGGUAGUACACAGCAGCGGUCGUCCAUUAAUCUUACAGACCAUUGCUUACAUAGUGUUUAUUCUCAUGGCAGUCACAUCACAAAACUCUGUGUAUAUCUUACAAGAAAUGCCAAAUACACCAACUCCCCCAUUAAAUAACUAGGAGUUUUUGUGUUGUUCUUGAAGUAAAUUAAUUGUGUGGUGUCAUAACAUAUUUAUACUAUAACAUACAUACCUGCUUGCCAGCAUAUGUGAGAAUAAUGAUGUUCACAACAUCCAGUUUGCCUGGAUUUAUGCAAAAAAUUCUAAAAAUAUCAACUUCAGGUGUAUAGAUGUUUUCCCUCAUGUUGUGUUAUAAAUUUGAAUAUACCAUUGUGUGUUUUGAAGAAAUGUAGGCAGUUACUGAACUGUGUUAACCUUUGUGUUUAUUUUAUAUAGUAUAUUUGAAAUUGUAAUAUAAACUCUUUCAGUAUAGUUGGUACAUAUUCAUGUAAGGAAACCUCAAUAAAUCAUUGUGAAAUUAUGAUUAAAGAAACAA
This is a messenger RNA of Zootermopsis nevadensis, 2843 nucleotides long. RefSeq names its product superoxide dismutase 2 (gene Sod2). The record is from RefSeq and is a predicted model, not a curated record. NCBI's taxonomy places the organism in Eukaryota, Metazoa, Arthropoda, Insecta, Blattodea, Termopsidae. Gene Ontology annotation, biological process: superoxide metabolic process. Gene Ontology annotation, molecular function: superoxide dismutase activity; manganese ion binding. Gene Ontology annotation, cellular component: mitochondrion.